AUGGCAACUCAAAUGGACCACGACACGAUCAUACGGCCUGGAGCAGGAGGGUUAGACGCAGUUUCUGCUCCUAUGAGGGCAUGCGAGGCAUGCAACCGCAAGAAAACAAAGUGCGAUAUGGCCCGCCCAAAUUGCGGCCUGUGUCGACGGACUGGGCGCGCCUGCAAGUUUCCGACUACUCGAAAAUUACCCAGGACGUCUCUCAAGCAGCCGCAUAGCUCUUACUCUCAACCUUUGAACAAUAACCUCAAGUGGCUGCUAAAUUUUUUGGAGGAAGAUACCAGUGAUAACAACUUAAAUGCCAAACAAGAUCGAUUAUUCGCUGCCAUGUCUGGAGUCCAUCGGCCAACUAUUGGAGAGUUGUCACCGAGAGGGAGGCCCACUGCUAUGAAUACCAACCCUCAGCAGGAUACUACGGGACAGCUCUUUGAUCCCGAUCCAUCAUCUCAAACGCUUGAAUACUUGAUCGCGCUACCUCAUGAGAAUGAUCAUGAUCAACCUCUGGAGCCAGAGUUUGAUAAUGGCUCCAUCCAGUCUCAAAUCAGAGCGGGAUCGCACAAAAAGGCUACCUGUAUGCCAUCUGUACCGUACGAUCUAGCUAUGGACCUGAUUGAAACUUUUUUCGUGCAUGUCCAGCCCUGGCUUCCACUCCUACAUAAGCCUAGAUUCAUGGCUCAAUGUCAGCAGGAAUUGAAGCCUGGCUCUCAUUCCCUCGAUGAUUUGUACCUUGAGACAGCCCUGCUACUGACCGGAAUGUUCGGCCUCGCGGCUCGUUUCUCCACAAAUCCCGCAUUCCAGGAUAUCGACCCGUUGCAACGCGACUCACAGUACAUAACACCCGCGCGCCGUGUCUAUGGCGAACUACGAAAUACCCGGUCGUCCUCACUAGCAUAUUUGCAAGGAUGCAUCGUUCUUGCCUUCCAUGCUUACACCGAUGAACUGAAUAGCUCCGCUUGGAUCUUGUCAGGUGUAUGUGUACGGCUAGCCUACGACCUUGAACUAUCUGAAAUCGACAGCGAUGACGACAGCAGCGCAGCCAAUCAACUCAACUAUGACCAAACAGAUCUAGAAGAAAUGAGACGGGCGUGGUGGCUGACUUGGGAACUUGACACUUUUGGCUCCUUGAUGACCCGGAAACCGUUUGCUGUUGAUCGGCACCACUUCACCGUACGAUUGCCAUUUGCGGACAGUGACUGGUUUGCUGGUAGACCAGUGGAAUCUGCCGAGCUCUUGACUGCACCUGAGCAAUCAUGGAAGUCUUUACAAGCAUCUGAGAAUCAGAAUCCUCGAGCAUGGUUUCUAAUUGCAAAUCACCUUCUCUCACUGCUUAUUCAAUACAUGUAUAGGAAACAACCAGAAUCUGGCAGCGCAGUAUGUGAUCUUCUACCCGCAUUCAACUGUCUGAAGCUCUCCUGGCCCUCAUCCUUUGAUAUCCUUAUCAACCCCCCACGUUUUGAUGAACAGACAUUUUCUGACUUCAACUGGAUAUUCGGCACACACCUCAUGCUGACGACUGCAUACUCUUUACUAGACUCAGCAGCAACGGAUGGUAGUGGAACAGCCAAUCCAAUGUCCAUUCCCAGUCUGGGCAUGGAUAGAAAGAAGAGCUUUCGCGAGAUAUCAUUCUCACAAAUUGUGAUGCGCUGGCCACCCGAGUACAUGGUUGCCUCGCAUCCGUUCUUUGUUUGCAAUGUGAUGCCCACAAAUUUCGAAUUUAGGGGAGCCUCCAAAAGGAAUGCUCUGGCUUUGUAUGAAGCUGUUGGAGAUACAGCGGAGCUAGUCAUUGCUCAAUUCGCCAGAAGGUGGAAACUAGCUGGGCAGGCGUUGACGGUUUUUCGUCUCUUGCGUAAUCCCUCAUCCGACGCAGAGGUUGAUGGCGACCUGCGGCGGCGCUUCGCCGCAUUCUUCGCACGUGAAACUGCUUCACGUUCUCACAAAUCGAUCCAUAAAUUGGUUCACAGCGGUAGUCCUUCGUAUGAUCGGAACACACAGCAUGAUCUGACUACAUCUCAAAACUAUGUGCUGACUACCCAAGAAAAUCACCUUAGUCGUCACAAUGGUCUUGGUGAUUCGCAAGGCUCAGCAGAUGGAUUUCAGGAUCAUCAAGGCACGGAAACAUCAUCAUUCAUCAUGACUCCGUCUUUGAUGAUGCCUCAUAUUAGCCUUGACCAGGUGGAUAGCCAAGCCUCACCAUACACAUUUUCAGAUAUCCUUGUACACACAUCCGAAUCGAUAGAUGCUCCAUUUUGA
Molecule: messenger RNA, 2250 nt
Organism: Exophiala bonariae
Lineage: Eukaryota; Fungi; Ascomycota; Eurotiomycetes; Chaetothyriales; Herpotrichiellaceae
Exons: 2
Coding region: 1-2250 (749 amino acids)
Biological process (GO): DNA-templated transcription; regulation of DNA-templated transcription
Cellular component (GO): nucleus
Molecular function (GO): zinc ion binding; DNA-binding transcription factor activity, RNA polymerase II-specific; DNA binding
Source: RefSeq, a predicted model, not a curated record